Coccidioides posadasii C735 delta SOWgp is the source of this 2082-nucleotide messenger RNA. RefSeq names its product translocon subunit (gene SEC61). Gene Ontology annotation, cellular component: Sec61 translocon complex; membrane. Gene Ontology annotation, molecular function: transmembrane protein transporter activity; signal sequence receptor activity; ribosome binding. Lineage: Eukaryota; Fungi; Ascomycota; Eurotiomycetes; Onygenales; Onygenaceae. The record is from RefSeq and is a predicted model, not a curated record. Gene Ontology annotation, biological process: SRP-dependent cotranslational protein targeting to membrane, translocation; post-translational protein targeting to membrane, translocation.
AAAACUCACCUCCCUUUGCUUCACCUCCCGACCCUCCGUCGCCUCCCAGCACCCGUUUCUUUUCUCUUUCUCUUCUUCUUCCUUUGGUUGCUUGACCGUAAUCACUCCUUCUGCCGGCUUCUUUCAACCUAAUUGUUUAAUUCCUUUGCCUUUCUCGGGUCAAUCGAGGAACAAGCCACCCAUCAUGAGCGGCCUUCGUUUCCUCGACUUGAUCAAACCCUUUACGCCCCUCCUUCCGGAGGUGGCAGCCCCCGAAACGAAGGUGCCCUUCAACCAGAAACUGAUGUGGACGGGGUUGACCUUGUUGAUCUUCUUGGUGAUGAGUCAAAUGCCACUUUAUGGAAUUGUCUCUUCAGAUACCUCUGACCCCCUUUAUUGGCUUCGAAUGAUGUUGGCCAGUAAUCGCGGAACACUGAUGGAACUGGGUAUUACUCCAAUCAUUUCGUCUGGAAUGGUCUUCCAGCUUCUUGCAGGAACCCACCUCAUCGAUGUCAACCUCGACCUCAAAACCGACCGUGAGCUUUAUCAAACUGCCCAGAAACUUUUUGCUAUCAUCCUGUCCUUCGGCCAGGCUUGCGUUUACGUCCUCACGGGUCUCUAUGGCCAGCCCAGUGAUCUUGGUGCUGGAAUCUGCGUCUUGUUGAUUGUCCAGCUUGUCGUCGCCGGCCUUGUCGUCAUUCUUCUGGACGAGUUGUUGCAAAAGGGAUAUGGUCUCGGAAGUGGUAUCUCGCUUUUCAUCGCGACUAAUAUCUGCGAGUCCAUCAUGUGGAAGGCUUUCUCCCCAACCACUUACAAUACCGGCCGUGGCCCCGAAUUCGAAGGAGCAGUUAUUGCUUUGUUCCACCUCCUGUUGACAUGGAAAGACAAGCAGCGAGCUUUGCACGAAGCUUUCUAUCGACAGAACCUGCCCAAUAUCAUGAACCUUCUCGCUACCCUGAUUGUUUUCGCCGCCGUCAUCUACCUCCAAGGCUUCCGCGUUGAAAUCCCGGUCAAAUCUUCUCGCCAGCGUGGCAUGCGUGGAUCCUAUCCCGUUCGUCUCUUCUAUACCUCCAACAUGCCUAUCAUGCUUCAGUCUGCCCUUUGCUCCAACAUCUUCUUGAUUAGUCAGAUGCUUUACUCCCGAUUCUCUGACAAUCUGCUCGUGAGACUUCUCGGAGUCUGGGAACCUCGUGAGGGUGGCUCCGCCCAGCUCCAUGCUUCUUCCGGUAUUGCGUACUACAUGUCCCCCCCGCUUAACUUCAAGGAGGCUCUCUUGGACCCGAUUCACACCGCUGUCUAUGUCGCUUUCAUGCUCGUUGCUUGUGCUCUCUUCUCCAAGACUUGGAUCGAAGUUUCUGGUUCAGCCCCCAGAGAUGUAGCCAAGCAGCUUAAGGACCAAGGACUUGUUAUGGCCGGACACCGUGAGCAGAGCAUGUAUAAAGAGCUUAAGCGUGUUAUCCCGACUGCUGCUGCAUUUGGUGGAGCAUGCAUUGGUGCCCUCUCCGUCGCCAGCGACCUUUUGGGCGCUUUGGGAAGUGGAACUGGUAUCUUGUUGGCCGUCACGAUCAUAUACGGCUACUUUGAAAUCGCAGCCCGCGAAGGUGACUUUGGCGCAGGCUUAAAAGGCCUUGUGCCUGGAAACUAGAUGACACAUUUAGUCCUAUGUAUGCAGGAUAAAACCUGUAUCGUUUCUUAAAUCUUCUAGAUUGUAUUAGUGCACAGUGGGUGCUCUCUUUAACAGGCCCUGUUUCGGCUUUGCAACCAUCGACCCAUGGGGCAACUUAGAAAUGGGGCAAAUUAUGUUCGAAUAUCUAUGAAAUUUUGCGUUUUUCCUCCUUCCUACCAGAGCGGGCACCCCAAAAGCGAGGUCUUCUAUCUGUGUAUAUAUGCCAAACCGUUCGAAUCGAUGAAAUAAACUAAUGAUCAUGGACCUGGUGCGAAAGCGAUGGACUUGAGAAAAAAGUACAAGGCGCACCUACACAGACCUUGUCUAUGCAAUGGCCCAACAUGGGAUACUUUAAGCUUGCUCAAUCAAAAGGGGAUAAAGAAAAGGCGUUCGAAAUUCUUUGGAUGGUAUUCCGUGCUCAUGCUUUUUACGUUCGA